AUGGUGUUUCCCGUUGCUGGAGAAGCUCUCUUGUUAAACUUGUCAGUUGGAGAGAAUUCCAUGGGAUCAUUAUUGGAUCAGAUGGAGAUGCAAAACGGGAAAGAGCAAUCUAUCUAUUAUUUGAGUAAGAAGUUCCUAGAGUAUGAAACACGUUAUACACCCCUAGAGACCUACACUACAUUAGUUUGGGCAACGAGAAGGUUACAGCAAUAUAUGGUGGCAUAUUCGGUUCAGCUAAUCUCAAGGAUGGACCCAAUCAAAUAUCUCUUUGGUAAGCCAGCAUUGACAAGCAGACAACUCGAUGGCUAUUGUUGUUAUCCAAAUGACAUCACUUACGUUACUCAAAAGUCCAUCAAGGGACAAGCAGUAUCAGAUCACUUGGCUGCUCACCCUACAGAAGAUGAAAGAAUAUUAGAUGACGCUUUUCCGUAUGAAGAAAUAGCCACGGCCAAAGAAGAAACCACGAAUGAAUGGUAA
Macadamia integrifolia is the source of this 477-nucleotide messenger RNA. RefSeq lists its product as uncharacterized. The coding region runs from base 1 to 477 and encodes 158 amino acids. NCBI's taxonomy places the organism in Eukaryota, Viridiplantae, Streptophyta, Magnoliopsida, Proteales, Proteaceae. The transcript has a single exon. The record is from RefSeq and is a predicted model, not a curated record.